This is a messenger RNA of Ruditapes philippinarum (Manila clam), 888 nucleotides long. Its product is annotated as sulfotransferase 1A1-like. NCBI's taxonomy places the organism in Eukaryota, Metazoa, Mollusca, Bivalvia, Venerida, Veneridae. Gene Ontology annotation, molecular function: sulfotransferase activity. Gene Ontology annotation, biological process: sulfation. Gene Ontology annotation, cellular component: cytoplasm. The record is from RefSeq and is a predicted model, not a curated record. The transcript is spliced from 6 exons. The coding region runs from base 170 to 682 and encodes 170 amino acids.
UAUCCACGCAUAUGGCAUAACAUUUGAUACCAAACAUCUUGAUAUUUUCCCAAAUCGAGAUUUAAGGACACAGAUUGAAAAUAUUCGAGACCUUGAUAUACGCGACGAUGACAUAUUCUUGGCUACUUAUCCAAAAUGUGGAACCCAUUGGGUUUGGGAAAUAUUGGUUAUGUUAAAAAGAGGAAAUUCCGAAUACGAAACGAAAACAAAAGAGGCAGCUUUCUUAGAUUUCCGUUCACCAGAAAUUAUAAGAAGCAUUCCGUCUCCAAGAGUCUUAAACAGCCAUUACCCUUGUAAACUUGUACCGAGGGAAAUGUUACAGAAAGGAACAAAAAUCGUGCAUGUCAUGAGAAAUCCAAAGGACGCCUUUGUUUCCUUUUAUCAUCACAUGAAGCCGAUGCUCAACGAUACUUUUGCAAGAACCUUUCAAGAUUUUCUUCCACUGAUGCUUGGAGACUACGGCAUUUACAUGUUUUAUCCUUGGUUUAGUUACGUAAAAGAAUGGGAGACGUUUUCCAAACAACAUUCAGAUCAGAUUUUAAAUCUGUUCUUUGAAGAUCUGAAAGAGGAUCCUGUAAGAGAAAUCAAACGAAUCAAUGAUUUCCUAGGUACGGACAGAAGUGACGACCUAAUACGACAAAUUGCUGAAUCAUGCGACUUUAAAAAACCUCAAGAAAGCUGAUGCUGAGAUAAAAGUAAAUGACAACAAAUCGAUGAAAGAGAAAAUGCCUGUGAUGUACAGAAAAGGAGAAGUAGGGGAUUGGAAAAAUCAUUUCACAGUUGCUCAGAAUGAAUAUAUGGACAAAUGGCUGGAAGAAAACUUGAUAGAAACAGAUCUUAAAUUCAGAUAUACACUUUGACAAUAUAAAUAAUAACACUUGUUUUAAA